Molecule: messenger RNA, 2472 nt
Organism: Dujonia railenensis
Lineage: Eukaryota; Fungi; Ascomycota; Pichiomycetes; Serinales; Debaryomycetaceae
Source: the annotation of a GenBank genome assembly
AUGGGACUGGAAAAGUAUCAUGAUGAUGUCGAAGGGCAUUUAAUCGGAGAAUUUGAUGGAAAGCAACCCGAUAUUGUGGUUCGUCCUCGCCAAACUAGAAGUAAAGGCAGUUGGUUGAUCAAAAAGUUGGCUGUUUUCGCGGCAAUUUACUUGUUUCUCUCCUCUACCGUCAAAUAUUACUCGUUCAAUUACGGAUUUGAACUGUCAAGCACUUCUACGAGCGAAAGCCCCUUCGCGCCUUUCUUGAAGGCUUUAGAAACAAACUUGGCCGGUAACUGGUCCAAGAUUUACACAGCCGAAGCACAUUUGGCCGGUACCAACUACGGGUUGGUUGAGUUUACUCAGCAAAAGUUUGAGGAAUAUGGUCUUGAGACUGAAAUUGAUACCUACGAUAUCUUGGUGAGUUACCCCCUCGACCACGACUUGAAGUUGCUUCACCACAACGGCUCAGUCAUUUACCAACCUACAUUGAAGGAAGAUGUUAUUAAGGAAGAUGAAACAACUUCGGGUGAUGAUCUCGUUCCUACGUUUUUAGGUUAUGCAGCUAACGGUAAUGUCACAGCUCAAUACGUUUACGUCAACUAUGGUACAAAGGAAGACUUUGCAAAGUUGAAAGAGAUUGGUGUCGACAUCAAGGGCAAGAUUGCAGUUGCCAGGUAUGGUGGCAUCUUCAGAGGUUUGAAAGUCAAGUUUGCACAAGACGAAGGUGCUGUAGGUGUUUUACUUUACUCAGAUCCUGGUGACGAUGGCGGAAUCACUGAAGCAAAUGGAUACAAACAAUACCCCAAGGGUCCUGCCAGACAAGAGCUGUCUGUGCAAAGAGGAUCAGUUCAGUUCUUAGGUGGUGAAGGUGCAGCACCUGGUGAUCCUACUACUCCAGGUUAUGCAUCCAAGCCUGGCGUAGAAAGACAAGACCCUCACGACAGCAUUGGUAAAAUUCCUGUCUUGCCUAUUUCCUACCGUGAAGUUAAACCUAUCCUUGCCAAACUUAAUGGCCACGGUACCAAAGUUCACGAUAAGAAGUGGGUAGGCGAGUUAGACGGUUUUGAUUAUCUGACGGGUCCCAACCCUAAGGUUGAGUUGAAUCUUUAUAACGAACAAAACUUCACUAUUACGCCAUUGUGGAAUGUAUAUGGAGAAAUAAAGGGUGAAAUUGAUGAUGAAGCUAUUCUUAUUGGAAACCAUCGUGAUGCUUGGAUUAAGGGAGGUGCCGGUGAUCCAAAUUCUGGUUCCGCUGCACUUUUAGAAAUCGCUCGUGCAUUGGGUGAGUUAAAAGCUUCAGGUUAUAAGUUCAAGAGAACCAUUGUGCUUGCAAGUUGGGAUGGUGAAGAAUACGGAUUAUUGGGAUCUACUGAAUUCGGUGAAUUUGCCGCUGCCAGAUUGCAAAAGAAUUUCAUCGCUUAUUUUAAUGUCGAUGUUGCAGCCACUGGAAAAAUUUUGGAACUUGGUGCUUCUCCAAAUUUGGCUCAUGUUAUUAGAAAGGCCUUGAAGCAAGUAGAACAUCCCGAUGAAAAGCAAUCGCUUUUUGAUCAUUUCGAAGAACACAACAAGGGCUUAAUUCGUAACUUAGGUUCCGGAUCUGACUACACCGUCUUCUUUGAACAUUUGGGAAUUCCUUCAGUUGACUUAGGUUUCACUGGAGGAAAAGGUUCUCCAAUCUACCACUACCAUUCCAAUUAUGAUUCUUUCCAUUGGGAAGAGAAGUACGGUGAUCCAGGGUUCAAGUAUCAUAAUACAUUAGCAAAGUUUUUGGGUUUGGCUGUUUUAGAAUUAAGUGAUCAUCAAUUGAUUGACUUUAAGUUGCAAGAUUACAGUCACGAUUUAAUUCUUUAUUUCAACCAAACGGUUGACCUUAUCCCUGAAAAAUGGUUUUCAAAGAAGGUUGAGGAAGAAUCCACUUGGAAUGACUACUUGACUUUUGAUGAAGGAGAAUCAAGCUAUAUGGAUAGAGUUACAAAUGGUUACUACACUCGUCUCCAUGAAAUGUAUCCAUUCCCUGAGUACUUGACUGUUGAACAAUGUCAACACCAUAACUUUAUGCUUAUGUAUGGACCACACAAGCAUAAGGAAGCUACAUUGAAGGAAAUCAUUAACACAACGUUUAAUGAUUUAUACCAAUUACAUAAUGUUUCCACAAUCUUUGAUCUCAAGUCUGAUACUCUUCAGGAAGAAUACCUUGACAGAGACUCUCUCAGCUGGUGGCAAAGAAUCAAAUUGUUUUUCCAAAUUAAGGGCCACAACAAACACUUACAAUACUAUGAAAGAAACUACUUACAUGAAAAGGGUUUGGAAAAGAGAGAAUGGUUCAAGCACAUCGUAUUUGCAAGUGGUAGAUUCACUGGAUAUGCUGGUCAAACUUUGCCAGGCUUAAGAGAAGCGAUUGAAAAUGAGGAUUUCGAAAAGUAUGUUCACUGGUUAGGAAUCCUUUCGAAGGCCGUUAGAAGAGUCUCGACAAACCUUUCACUCCACUGA